Molecule: messenger RNA, 1486 nt
Organism: Mesoplodon densirostris (Blainville's beaked whale)
Lineage: Eukaryota; Metazoa; Chordata; Mammalia; Artiodactyla; Ziphiidae
Product: testis-specific Y-encoded-like protein 1
Biological process (GO): nucleosome assembly
Cellular component (GO): chromatin; nucleus
Molecular function (GO): histone binding; chromatin binding
Source: RefSeq, a predicted model, not a curated record
AUGCAGAGCGGCGGGUUUUCGCCGAGCGCGACUUCUGCGGGGAAAAACAGACGGUGCCCUGACGUUUGUCUGGCUGCUGCCGACGUGAGAGGCCCGGAUGGGGUCGAGAGGACGCCUCUCCCUGAAACCCACAGUCUCACCGUCCCCGACCGUGCCCCCGGAGACCCGGAUUCUCCCAGGUGCCUGAAGCUCCGUGAGGAAAUCGAGGCGUCACAGGUGAUGGCGGAGACGGGUGAGGGGAGCUUCGAAGCCGUCGCGCUCCCACCGUCCCAGCUUCCAGAGGAGCGGGGCGCCCCUCGCGCUGCUCCCGCAGAUCCGGUCUGUGACGGUAAGCCCCAGAUCGGAGGCGGUGGGGAUGGCGGUUACGUAGCACCCGAAGCGGGGCAAGAGCGGACUCCGCCUCCCAGGGAGAGACUGGAAACGGCGUUUGUAUCCCUGGCGACGGACGGCAGCCGGGGAAAUGGCGGCCGGCGGUGAGAGCCGCGGGGCCCGGGUGGGGAGAAGCCCCUAGAAACCUGUGGCGCGGAGAGGUUCGGAUCUGAGCUGAUGGCGGAGGCGAAGGCUGAGGAAGUGAAGAUUGAAGAGGGCCCCCUCUUCUCAGUCGCAGUGGAUGAGGAGGUGGCGGAGAAGGAAGGAGUGAAGGAGGGGGAGGGAGUGGAGCAGGAGAUGGAGAUGGAGGAGAAGCCAGUAGGUGAAGAAAUAGAAAUGGUGGAGAAUAGAGUGGUGGAGGAGGCAGGGCACCGGCCCCUGCGGAUGGAUCUCCGCAUGAACCCUCCGGAGGCCAUCCAGCUGGAGCUGGACACUGUGAAUGCUCAGGCUGACCGGGCCUUUCAGCAACUAGAACAUAAGUUUGGACGGAUGCAUCGACACUACCUGGAUCGGAGGAACUUCAUUCAGAAUAUCCCGGGCUUCUGGGUCACUGCCUUUCGGAAUCACCCCCAGUUGUCCCCCAUGAUUAGGGGCCAAGAUGCAGAGAUGUUAAGAUACAUAACCAAUUUGGAGGUGAAGGAGCUCAGGCACCCUCGAACAGGCUGCAAGUUCAAGUUCUUCUUUCGAAGAAACCCCUAUUUCCGAAAUAAACUGAUUGUCAAGGAAUAUGAGGUCAGAGCCUCUGGCCGAGUAGUGUCUCUUUCCACUCCAAUCGUAUGGCGCCGGGGCCGUGAACCCCAGUCCUUCAUUCGCAGGAACCAAGAGGUCGUUUGCAAUUUCUUCACCUAGUUUUCAGACCACAGCCUUCCAGAGUCUGACAGGAUUGCUGAGAUUAUCAAGGAGGACCUGUGGCCAAAUCCACUGCAAUACUACCUGCUGCAUGCAGGAGUCCAUAGAGCCAGACGUCGCCCAAUAAGGGAGCCAGUGGAGAUCCCCAGGCCCUUUGGGUUCCAGUCUGGUUAAACUUUGCCCUUGGUAAUGUUCCUGCAUAAAGUCCCUUUCCGCCCCUUGCUGGACCUGUGCUUGGGCAACAGAAAUGGGUAUGCCUUCUACUUUU